AUGAGAUCUGCUUCUUCUAUUGCUAAGAAGGUACUUGGCUUACACGAUCCUCCUCGUCUACAUAAUAAAGAUACACUACCUCACGAGCUUGAUCCGACCGUUUUGGAAUGGUUAAGCGAUAUCCUGCCUUCUGGAUCGCAGGUUGGGCAAUAUUUCACGGGGCUAUUGCCUUUCACGCAAUGGAUUCGACACUAUAAUUUUCAAUGGUUUUUGGGAGAUUUAGUCGCAGGUAUAACUGUUGGGGCUGUUGUGGUCCCUCAAAGUAUGGGAUACGCCAAAUUGGCUAAUCUUCCUGUGCAAUAUGGGCUCUAUACUUCUUUUAUGGGAGUACUGAUCUACUGGGCCUUUGCAACGUCCAAGGACAUCACGAUAGGGCCCGUUGCUGUCUUGUCAACGCUUGUCGGAAGCAUCAUUAUGGACGUCCAAAGUGUUCGACCCGACAUUCCAGGACCUCAAAUUGCUCUAUCAAUUGCCAUGAUGUGCGGAAGUGUCGUCACAUUCAUGGGUCUGGCUCGGCUAGGCUUCAUUGUCGACUUUAUCCCUCUUCCUGCUAUUUCAGCCUUCAUGGCUGGCUCCUCCAUCACCAUAUGCUCUGGACAAGUCAAGCAGCUGCUGGGCGAGACAGCAAAUUUUAACAUCGGUGCUCCUGCAUAUCGAAUAAUCAUCGACACGCUCAAAUCUCUGCCCACAGCUCAAGGAUACGAUGCUGCAAUGGGUGUGACCGCGCUCGCAGCUCUAUACAUCCUCCGAUCAGCGUUUAACUAUGCCUCCCGCAAGAAUCCACGCUUUGCGAAGCUGUUCUUCUUUCUCGGUGCUUUGCGCACAGUGUUUGUGAUCAUUCUUUUUACUUUAAUCAGCUUCGCCGUCAACGCGCAUCGCCGUGAAAAUCCCGCCUUUGCUUUGGUCGGAACUGUGCCGCGGGGAUUCGGGCACACAGGUGUCCCUAUACUGAGCGCCGAUGUCAUCAAGCUCUUCAUCUCCAAAUUACCCGCUUGUGUGAUCGUGGUCCUCAUCGAGCAUAUUGCAGUUGCCAAAUCUUUCGGACGUGUUAAUAACUACACGAUCAACCCCUCUCAGGAGCUCAUCGCCCUCGGCAUCACCAACCUCUUGGGUCCGUUCGUUGGCGCUUAUGCAGGGACAGGCUCAUUCUCACGCUCGGCUAUCCAAUCCAAGUCAGGCGCACGCUCUCCAUUUGCUGGUAUCAUAACCGCCAGUGUCGUCCUGAUUGCCAUGUACGCUCUUACUGCUGGGCUAUACUAUAUUCCCAAAGCGACACUAUCAGGUGUGAUCAUCCACGCAGUCGGAGAUAUGAUCGUCCCGCCCAACACCAUCUACCAAUUCUGGCGCAUCUCCCCCUUAGACGCCAUCAUUUUCGCAGUCGGAUUGAUCGUAGCCUUAGUGAGCUCAAUUCCAAACAGCAUCUAUGCAACUGUCUGUCUCUCAGUGGCAAUCCUAUUAUUCCGCCACGCAAAGGCCCCAGGCCAUUUCCUCGGCCAAACCUGGAUAAGCGAUGGAACCACUCAACGUCCUCUCUUCUUACCUAUCAAGGACGCAGAAACAGACCCAUCUAUCAAAAUUGAGAGACCACGCCCGGGUGUUUUCGUCUACCGCUUUUCCGAAGGGUUCAACUACCCCAACGCAAGCCACUACUCAGAUGGCCUUGUCCAGACAAUAUCCAAGCACACGCGGCGCACGAAUGCCGAGGCAUACGCCAAAAAGGGUGAUCGUCCUUGGAACGAUGCGGGCUCUUCUAGCGUGGAUGACUCCCAUCUUCCGAUACUGCGAGCCAUCAUCCUUGAUUUCUCGGCUGUUAACAAUGUCGAUGUGACUUGUAUCCAGAACCUAAUUGAUGUGCGCACUCAGCUGGAUCGCCGAUUUGCACCUGCUGUUGUGCAGUGGCAUUUUGCAAAUAUCAAGAAUCGGUGGACGAGACGUGCUCUAAAUGCCGCGGGAUUCGGGUCCAUGCCCUUGCAUCAUGUGGAGAGUGGAAGCACUGAUAAUGCCCAGGAACCAGAUUUGCAAGGCUGCAAGCAACCUUCAGAUGAGGAAAAGGGUGGAGUGGAGAUACCCAGUGUCUCAGAGGCCAAGCAUUGGCCAUUGUUCCAUCCGGACCUAACAAGUGCGUUACAGACUGUGGAUGCAUAUUUAGGCGCGGAUCCUGCAAGUUGA
This is a messenger RNA of Penicillium paradoxum, 2169 nucleotides long. RefSeq names its product SLC26/SulP family anion transporter. The transcript is spliced from 3 exons. Gene Ontology annotation, biological process: transmembrane transport. The coding region runs from base 1 to 2169 and encodes 722 amino acids. NCBI's taxonomy places the organism in Eukaryota, Fungi, Ascomycota, Eurotiomycetes, Eurotiales, Aspergillaceae. The record is from RefSeq and is a predicted model, not a curated record. Gene Ontology annotation, molecular function: secondary active sulfate transmembrane transporter activity. Gene Ontology annotation, cellular component: membrane.